AUGUUGCUUCCUCUUCUGCGAGUUUCGAGGAGUGGCGCACUUCGGCACGUCUCACUUCUCAGGACCUUCGCCGUUCGUCCAGCGGCUCUGAUUCCUGUGGUCCCCAAACUUCCCAAAAGAUGGUCCAAUGUGAAACCAAUUGCCCUAACUUUCACAAGAUUGGCUUCAAAUACCCCCGAACAGCCAGAUGCUCACGGAAAGAAGGACUCGUCCACUUAUUUAUUUGGGCGGCAAAUCUCUACUUCUCAAGUGAAGAUGCUCCGGUCGCUCUUGGCUACGAUUUGGCCCAAGGAUAAUCGGGCGUUCAAAGUCAGAGUGGUGGUAGCUCUUCUGCUCUUGAUAGGCUCUAAGCUCUUGAACGUCCAGGUGCCCUUUUUCUUCAAGAGCAUCAUUGAUGAAAUGAAUAUUGAAUGGGCUGAACAAUUGGGUACCAUAGGAACAGUCAUGGGUACGUUAAUUCUAGCAUAUGGAGGAGCCAGGUUUGGAGCAGUGUUGUUCGGAGAGCUCCGUAACGCUGUGUUUGCGUCGGUUUCCCAACUGGCUAUUAAAAGAGUGGCCAACAAUACAUUCAGGCAUCUUUUGGACAUGGAUCUCCAGUUCCACCUACUGCGACAAACUGGUGGGUUGACUCGGGCAAUUGACCGAGGAACAAAAGGUAUUAGUUAUGUGUUGAGUGCUAUGGUGUUUCACAUUAUACCCAUCACAUUUGAAAUUUCCGUGGUGUGUGGUAUCUUGACCUAUAACUAUGGCCUCCAAUUCGCAGCAGUCACUUUAUUGACAAUGGCAGCGUAUUCCGUGUUCACCAUCCGCACAACCGCUUGGAGAACGGGAUUCCGUCGUCAAGCAAACAAUGCAGACAACCAGGCUGCUUCGGUGGCUCUUGACUCGUUGAUUAACUAUGAGUCAGUCAAGUACUUCAACAAUGAGGCAUUUCAGUGCUCCAAAUACAAUGAGUCGCUUACCAAGUACGAACAGGCCUCCAUUAAGGUUGCAACGUCAUUGGCAUUCCUUAACGCGGGCCAGAACCUCAUUUUCACCCUGGCUCUCACGGCCAUGAUGUACAUGGGAUGCCAAGGUGUUUCCACUGGUGCCCUCAGUGUGGGUGACUUGGUUUUGAUCAACCAGUUGGUGUUCCAAUUGCUGGUUCCUUUGAAUUUCUUGGGAUCUGUUUACCGUGAACUCAAGCAGUCGUUGCUCGACAUGGAGAACUUGUUCCAGCUCCAGAACUACGAUGUGGUGAUUAAGCAGGCUCCAAAUGCACCUCUAUUGGCACUCAGUCCAAUCAAACCAGGAGAGAUCAGAUUUGAGAACGUCACAUUCGGGUACCAUCCCGAUAGACCUAUUCUUAGAAACGUCUCAUUUACUAUUCCUGCUGGCGAAAGAGUGGCUAUUGUUGGACCUUCUGGCCUGGGCAAGUCCACCAUUUUGAAGUUGGUGUUCAGAUUCUACGACGUGACGUCAGGCCGCAUCUUGAUCGAUGGCCAGGACAUCUCAAAGGUGAACUUGGAGUCGUUGCGGAGAGCCAUUGGAGUGGUGCCUCAAGAGACACCGCUUUUCAACGACACCAUCUUGGAGAAUAUUCGCUACGGUCGCUUGACUGCAAGCAAUUCAGAAAUCUACUCGGCAAUUGAGAAGGUGCAGCUCGAUAAGUUGAUCAAAGAGCUUCCGGAAGCGGGGCCUCAUGAUUUCCGGGGAGAAAAGCAGCGAUUGGCAAUUGCGCGUGUGCUUUUGAAACAGUCGUCAGUGAUGUUCUUUGACGAGGCAACUAGUGCACUCGACACGCACACAGAACAGGCGUUGCUUCGCACAUUGCGCAAUGUGUUUAGAGAAAAUCGUUCUACAAAUGUUCUGAUCGCGCACAGGCUUCGAACAAUCGCUGAUAGCGACAAGAUUAUUGUGCUUAACAAGGGAGCCGUACAAGAGGAGGGUACGCACCAGAGUUUACUCCACACACCAGGAUCGCUUUAUGGUGAAUUAUGGAAUAUCCAAGAAAACUUGGACUUGGAGGCCGAGUUGAAGGCAGGAGAGGAUCAGCAACCCGAGGAAGUUCCAGAGAAGGCGAAAUAG
Sungouiella intermedia is the source of this 2067-nucleotide messenger RNA. The record is from the annotation of a GenBank genome assembly. NCBI's taxonomy places the organism in Eukaryota, Fungi, Ascomycota, Pichiomycetes, Serinales, Metschnikowiaceae.